Messenger RNA from Diprion similis, 3822 nucleotides. RefSeq names its product transcription factor 12. The record is from RefSeq and is a predicted model, not a curated record. The transcript is spliced from 14 exons. Bases 441 to 2609 code for a protein of 722 amino acids. Gene Ontology annotation, molecular function: RNA polymerase II cis-regulatory region sequence-specific DNA binding; DNA-binding transcription factor activity, RNA polymerase II-specific; protein dimerization activity. Gene Ontology annotation, biological process: regulation of transcription by RNA polymerase II. Gene Ontology annotation, cellular component: transcription regulator complex. NCBI's taxonomy places the organism in Eukaryota, Metazoa, Arthropoda, Insecta, Hymenoptera, Diprionidae.
AGUCAGCUUAGCACCACAAGCUAGAUAGCUGGCUAACCAACUGUUUUAUUUUACCGCGUUUCCGCUGCAGGUACGCCACCCUGUAGACAUUUCUAUCGGGUAUCAACCUCAGUUGUCGAUAUUCGUUGGGUCUCCGCGGUUUCAGUCUCAAUCUCAGCAGUGCCAGCAGUUGGCCGUUUUAAAGUGCGCGAUACCAUUUUCCCCGAGAAAUUUCCACGCGUGUAACGAGUAACGAGUCGACGACUAGGUGUUCAAGAUAAUAUUAAAAAUAACCCGCUCUGCCUACGCCGUCAUCUCGGAGGAGUCAAGUGUCUGCCACUGCCAAGUUGGAAUAGGAACGUUGCAUGCACACAUAUGAGUUUUGGCGAAAAAAUCGUUCCGAGUAUGCGAUAUGCAUAUGAAGUGAUCGAACAGAGAGUCGGGUGAGAUGAGAAUCAAUUAUGGAUCGCAGCUAUCGCGGUCUUGAGGAGGGGUGUGCAACUGGUGCAAGGGUACAUCCAAGUGUCGAAAUGAUUAACCAGCGGAACUUUAAACUUGCAGUCAGUGAUUUCCAUAACCCUGGAGAUGACGAGGGUAAACUUACCCGUGAUUUUUGCCAAUUUCAUGUCAACAAUGGAGAUAACGAUGUUCCGACGACUGUCCGCAUGGAUCGAACUGCCGCUUCGCGCUGCGAGAACAAAAUACAUUACCAAAGUAUCAAGAAUCAUAAUCAUCGAAAUUCUGCAGCGAACGUCCCUUACAGUAACUGCAACGAUCACGCGACCCUCGUACGUCGAACGAAUCACGACGGUGUCGUCGUCACGUCUCCGAUGACCCAACUGUGCAAUUCGGUAUCGCCAAUCAUCAACGGCGGUGCAGGUUGCAGUGUAUCGACUAACUCGUCGGCGAAUUAUUGGAAACAGUACUGCUGCACUGGACAGGAAAGUGGGUAUGGCUCCGACGAAUUUGGUCAGGACUCACCAAGGUACACCUCCCCAAAAGCUGCGGCACUCUACGCCGACCACUAUUAUAUUGAUGGCAACGGAGCAGGAGCGGGUCCUGGCGAUCCGUGGACAGGAAGCACAGGCGGAGUGCAACCGCCGUACAGUGGCUACGCACCAUCCCAUUUGGCACAGCCAGCUUAUCCCAUGCACAUACCCCAUGACCCUAUGGCAUAUCCUGUGAUGUCGCCAAACGGUGAUACGGCAGCCCCGAUACUUGGUUCGGCUGUUACAAGUGCUGCGUCGUUACCACCAAUGUCGACGUUUCGAGGUAGCGCGGCUGCAGCAGCUGGAAGUGGCACGGGAGCUCCGUCUCCCGCUUCCUUGCAGUACAGUCACAGCCCUGGAGCUCCGCCACCAGCCCCGAGCGCACCAAGUGUGACAACCAACAACCAGCCAACGCCAGGAGAUACCCUUGGCAAGGCACUUGCCUCUGUUGUGAGUGCAAGAAUUUACCCCACGGACCAAUCGGUAUCUAGCUAUAGCAGUAACCCUUCGACGCCAGUUAGUUCACCCCCACCGUUAACAGGCUCCGCACCAGGCUGGGCCUCAGGAGCAGCCCCUGUCUCCCCACAUUUUGCGGCAGACCCAAAUCGUGGCGGAACUAUUCACAUGCCGGCACCAGAGCAGCAGAGGCUAGAUGAUGCCAUCGGCUUCCUGCGCGACCACGCCGAGUUGGUACAGGGGACACGGAUGGAGGAGAGACUGGACGAUGCAAUCAAUGUACUAAGGAAUCACGCAGAAAGUCAACUCGGCUUACACCUCGCACCUGUAGGACCUCACGCCUCGUUAUACUCCCAUACCUCACCCCCACAGUUGGACCAUUUGACGAGUCCUCACCCUGCGGUAACAGUGGCACAACCCCAGGGUUCGUAUCCUGGUCUGACGCCAACACCCGACACAGAUGGUUCUAUAAAAAUCGAGAGGUUACCUGUUUCAAAUGCCAAAUAUAUAUCUUUAGAAAAGAGGAAAGAUCCGCCAGACAGUAGUGGUGGCGAAACGAAACCUUCGAGCAGCGACUUGGUCACUGGAGCUGGAGUCAUAGGAGCGUCUACCGUCAAUUCGACGUCACAAGGGAAAGGCACCAAGAGAUCGCGCAGAUAUUGUUCGAGCGCUGAGGAAGACUGCGACGACCCGGGCACUAAAGCGGUGCGUGAAAAAGAAAGACGACAGGCUAACAACGUUCGUGAAAGUUGUUCGAGCGCCGAAGACGAGGAUGAUGAUCCUGACAUGAAGGCUCAGAGGGAAAAGGAGCGGAGGCAGGCCAAUAAUGCUAGGGAAAGGAUACGUAUUAGGGAUAUUAAUGAAGCUUUGAAGGAGCUCGGCAGAAUGUGUAUGACGCACCUGAAGACCGACAAACCACAAACUAAACUUGGCAUUCUUAAUAUGGCUGUCGAAGUUAUUAUGACCUUGGAACAACAAGUCAGAGAACGAAAUCUAAAUCCAAAAGCAGCGUGUUUGAAAAGAAGAGAAGAAGAAAAAGCUGAAGACGGUUCUAAAUUACCUGGACAUUUAGCUACCCACAUAGCACAUCCUCAUCCCCAUCCGCACUCGCACUCGCAGCCGCCGUUCCCCGCGAUGCCUGGGCCACCACCUUCCCUUCAACACAACCAGUCUCAACCGCAGUAGCAGCGGCUGGACCAUGGCGUCGCCCUGUGUUAAGGCGAUGCGUUUGCUAUAAGUUUUUCCAUCACUGGGCCGUCUUGUUGCAGUCUCGUGAAUGGAUUCUAAUUAUCCUACCGUAUAGCCGUAAUUAUUUUACUUCUCAGCUAUCCCGUACACCGAUCAAUUACAUGUAUAUAAAAGUUACACACACUGGUAUACACGAAUUUACGAUCACACGAACACAACUUACAUUUUUAUUUACUAAAAUUCAUGGCCGGGCUGUCACGCAUACUCGUAAUUUAUCGAGUGCCGUCGCUUUCAGGUACUUACUUUGGCAGCAAAAAAAAAUAGCCGCAUGUACGGCAAUGGAGUACGGGAUUACACUUACUUUGCGAAAAAUACAGUGUCCCGAAAAGUAAUUGAGAUCCCUUAGAUGCAUCCUUUGAAAUUUCGCUCACAGGGAGUAAUCCGACAGUUUUCUAUUUUCAAUUUUGUCGCCUAGCAACGAAUCGUCGUGUACCAUAAUAAAAUAUUGCUCGUUACAGUUUUCAUUCUUGAACUAGAUAAUAGGGAAAUUCGAUUGUAUAAAUUUGUACAAUACCCCAGAAUGUUCAACCCUACGAAUACAAAUUACAAAUACUUCUAUUCCUUUUUAUUCUUGCCGUAUCGUAGAGCAAAGAGUGAAUAUCAUUGUGUUGCUUUCAUCUAACCAGGCAUAUUUUGAUAGAUAAGUUUAAGCUUUCUUUGUAUCUGUAACUAUCCAAAUAGUCCUGCAUUUUCUCAAAAAAGUAGUUGGCAAGUUUCUAAUCUGAAUACUAAAUACAUAAUAGCUGACGGUAGAAGUGACAACAGAUUUUUUAUUCGAUAUGACGUUAUUAAAGUUUUGACUUGGAAAGAAAAUCAAGACAUAUUGACUUGGAUGAUAUUUUUAAAAAAUUAUAUUUUUAUUAUAUAAAUAAGUAAUAUUUAUUCAUGAAAACAACAACGAAAAAUCAUUGGAAUUUAAAUUUGAAUGCACUGCCCGAAAUACGGAUUUGAUAUUUCGGUAACUUACAAUGACGCCAUCCUUAUUGUAUGUUAUCAGAUUUUAAGACAGACAGAGAAAACCAUGUUUUUACUAUUCACAUUUAACUUUUUGAAGAAUUAUUAAUAUCAUGCAUAUGUCGUGGAAUCGUAAAGGGAAUUGUCGGUCACUAAACAAACGUCGCGUUGAAUAAAUGAUUAUUGAAUUGCAUCA